Molecule: messenger RNA, 4169 nt
Organism: Anas platyrhynchos (mallard)
Lineage: Eukaryota; Metazoa; Chordata; Aves; Anseriformes; Anatidae
Source: RefSeq, a predicted model, not a curated record
CGGCCGCAGGAGCCGGCGAUGGGGCGGCGCGCAACGCGCUGAGGGGCCGCGGGCGCCGGGACCGCAGAUUAAAGCAGCUCUGCAACCGGUUAAAAGCAGCUGGGAGGACUUCAGACCACUCAUCCCAUCCCUCCGUGCGUGGACUCGGUGGCAGUGCCUCGAGGUGGCGAAGGAAGCAAUUCUUUGUACCGACUCCCACGAGAAGUUUGAGUUCAGGCAGUCGUAGGGCCCCAGGAUUUGGGAAAUCCAGUUUUUGUGGUGAAAAGGAAAGCGCUGGUGUUUGAAAACGCCCUGCAGCAAGUGAAAACCUCUCAGUUCACUAACGACAUCUGUAAGAUCGUAUGAUUAGGAAACGCAGUGCCUACGAUCCCAGGUCCCCGGGGCAGAAGGACCCGGAGCUGCGAUGACGACGGGCGACUGCUGCCACCUCCCCGGCUCCCUCUGCGACUGCCCGGGCAGCGCCGCCCUCUCCAAGUCGGUGGAGGACUCCGACAUUGGGCGCCCGCAGUACGUCACGCAGGUCACCGCCAAGGACGGCCGCCUCCUCUCCACCGUCAUCAAGGCGCUGGGCGCACAGAGUGACGGUCCCAUCUGUCGAAUCUGUCACGAAGGUGGAAAUGGGGAGGGACUGCUUUCCCCGUGUGACUGCACAGGAACACUGGGCACCGUGCACAAGAGCUGCCUGGAAAAAUGGUUAUCCUCCUCCAACACAAGUUACUGUGAGCUCUGCCACACAGAAUUUGUUGUAGAGAGAAGACCGAGACCUUUGACAGAGGCAGGUCUCAUGGUGGAGCCUCAAGAGAAUUCCCCAUCCAUGUCUUCAGAGCUGGUGUUUUCCUGCAAUUGGCUGAAGGAUCCUGGUCCCCGCAAUGAGAAGAGGACCCUUUUCUGUGACAUGGUGUGUUUCCUGUUCAUUACUCCUCUGGCAGCAAUCUCCGGCUGGCUGUGUCUUCGUGGAGCCCAGGAUCAUUUGCAGUUCAACAGCCGACUGGAGGCCAUUGGACUCAUAGCACUAACUAUAGCACUUUUUACAAUCUACGUCCUUUGGACGCUGGUCUCGUUCCGCUACCACUGCCAGCUGUACUCGGAGUGGCGAAGGACCAACCAGAAAGUCCGCCUGAUGAUCCCGGCCUCGCGGAGCCCUCACCCCGUGCCCCACUCCCUGCUCUCCGCCAAGCUCCUGAAGAAGACCGCGGACGAAACCACCGUCUGAGCCGUGGCUGCGCCCGCGGCCAGGGUGAGGGCGGCCCCCCCGGGGCCAGCAGAAGCAGAAGGGGCCGGGUCUCCCCCACGCGUGCAGGGAGCGCAGCAGCCAUGGAAGCACUGGGGAGCAGUCGUCCCACCCGAAGGGACUUGGCGGUCGGCAUGUACUUCGUACGAUGGCAAACACAGAGGAUAAAGGUCUGUCGUGUGAAACGGCCCAAAAGAGCCAGAUGGCGGAACACGCCUGUCUGCAGGGACACUUUGCUAUAACUAAAUACCGUACGUGGAAAAUCUCUCACAUAUAUAUAUAUAUCUAUAUAUAAUAUUAUUUUUUAAUGGCCAUGAAUAUUGUGUUUCAGUCCUUUUGUGUUGAUGUUCUAAGCUUCAGUAUAGAAGCUGGCAGCCUGAUCUCAUUCAGAGGUUAAAUCUAUGCCUUUUCUCUAAAUGAGCGUAUAAAGAACACUUUUCAUUGACCGUUCUCGAAAGUCCCUUCUCCUUUGCACUAAAUUGGUUUUGAUAAUAUUGCAGCAGCCUUUCCCGUUACUCUUUGGUCUCUUUCGUGGUGUUUCUGUGCUUUCUAGAAAGUUAUGUGUUUUUAAUAAUUAUUAUAAUCCCAGAAGGAGUAAAAUGACAUAAUACUGAAUGGAGACAUUUUGUAUUGUAAAGUACUGUAAUUUUGAGGAUUUCAAAAUAAGUUUCAAAAGCGGAAAAUCUGUUCCUGUGCAGACGUGAUCUCACAAAAUGCUUUCCCUGCAGAUCCUGGCUCAUCCCCAGGACUCAGAUGCGCUCAGCUCUUGGCUUGUCUGACAAAGGUAGAUAGAUGGAGGAUCUGAGGGUGGGAAAUGACGGCUCAUCCUAGCUAAACCCACCGUUGCCUUUUGCUUUUAAAGGGUUCAGAAAGGCUCUUUCCCAACCCCAAAAGCUGAGAAUAGGAGUCUCUGUUUUUGCUGACGUCCUUACACAAUCUUGAGGCUGGACCUCUUGUAGUGUCAGUUAUCCACAUACCUUCCAGGGACAGGCCAUGCUCUGCAGCUCUCGGCAGGACAUCUCGGCUGUCUCUGUGCGCUUUAUUUGCACAUUCCUUGGCAGCAGAGGAGCUGCUGUCAUUUGGUUCAUCCCUGAACUCGCUGCCUGCCCAUUAUGUGUCCUCUGGCGAAACACCCCAAGUUCACUGGUUCCCAGAGGCGUGCAGGCUCCGGGUCCCUUUCCUUGCAGGGCUGGCUUUCCCCCUCCUCCUUCAUCCUCCUGCAUUUCCAGCAUGCCCAGCUCCCAAACCCCUCUGCCCCAGAGUGGCCAAUCUGCUGCAGGUCUCUAGCACAUAGCAGAGUCUCUCCCUCUUCCUGAGCUUGGUGUUAGUCCGUGCCUCUCCAGCUCCUCGCUGCUGUGCCAGGCAAUGUCUGUGUUUGGUGCUGUGCUCUCCCGAGCCCUGCUUGCAGAACAGACCGUAAGGAUGCCAGCAUUGGCACUGCUCUGCUGAGUGCAGCUGCUCAAGCAUGAGACAGCUCCUGGUCCCGCAGCAGUGAGGGUAGAAAGCAGGGAGGAGGCAGGCUCCAAGGGUGUCUUUGCAGUGGGUGGUCACAGAGCGUGUCCCUCAGUUCCUUUCCUGAUCCCAAGUGGAUCAGUUGAUGCCCUGCAAGACUGAGGCCUGUAAUUUCUUGAAUUGGCAGCACCACGUGCUGUUCCUGCUUCCUUCUAGCUGCAAAGCUGGAUAUUUUUCCUUGUGUGCCCCUGUUCCUUGGUUGUUUUUUUUUUGUUUUGUUUUGUUUGGUUUGGUUUGUUUUUUUUUCUGCCUGACCCUAGGCUGGAAGUCCCUGGUGGACACGAGCAGCAGUGGCCAGUAUCCUCUCUCUCUGAAUAGGAUUGCUCCAACCCCAGGGCUGGCUCUGUGUCUGCUUUCCUCCUUUUAUCUCCUGGCCCAUGGUUAUUCAUGUGGCUCAGUGGUACCCCAGCACAUCCUGCAGCAAAACCUGUGCAGCUGUGGGCAGGUCUCUGCUCUGAGCACGAGGGUCUCAUUGGAUCAUGGGCUGAAUGCUGUGGCACAGCCGGGCUGUGUGUCUCUGUUCCCCUCUCUCUGCUAGGCCCUGUCUGGCCUGUUCCCUUCUGCUGCUUACCCCGGGCACCUUCCCUGCCUUUCAGCUGUCACGAAGUGGGGGCUUGGCCCCUAGUGCUCCUGGAGGCUUGCAGUGAGGAGGCCUCUUCAGUCCAGCCUCAGCAUCCUACAAGUGCUCACUUCAAAUCAACUGUUCCUGCUGCCCCCAGCUCCUGCCUGCUGCUCCCCCUGCGUGGAGGUUUGUCUGUGCACCGAGGCCAUGCAGUGGGCCCUCUGCCCCCAGCUCUGCUGGCUGCACUGCGGGAAGGGAGCUGCAGAUCCAACGCGGGUGCUGCCUCCUUUCCCUUGGCAGUGGGCACCGCAGCACCACCCUGCCUUGUCCUAGGUACCCCUGCACUCAGCCUGUCCUAACAAAACCCGUGUCACCGAGACAUUCCCGCUGCAACAAAAAUCUGGGGAUCUGGUUUAACCUUCCCAGCCCUGGCUGCCUCCCAGGAGCUUUGUCUUCCAACGCAUCUAGUUCUGGCAGGUAUGUAAGGAUGUGCACUCCCACACCACGUUCCCAUAGUAAGGACUUAAAGGAGCCAGUUGUUCCGGCUAGGAAACCCACUGUUGAUCCAAAUAUGCAACUGUGAAAGCCAGAAGUCCCUGGCUGGGGCAGAUGGGACCUGGCCCUGUGCUGCUGCACGGCCAUGGCUUCACUCUGCUUCAUUGUCUUUAUUGUAGUUGCCAAUAAUUGGAGUUGUUGCAUGUGCCCCUGCAAAACCCAAUAGUGACUCUUUGAGUUCUUCUUCUCCUUCCCAGAGGAGAUGUUCAGCUUGUGAAUGUGGGAAAUCAGUGUCUCUGACCCGCCACAUUCCAGUGUCAUGGGGAAACGGGCUGUGCAAUUAUGUAAAUAAAAGUGAGACAAACUUUG